CCUUCACAGUAGUUGGGUUGGGGAAAGAAUAAUUGGCUCGAUCAUUUUCAUUUCAGAAAGUCGUUGCAUUCUUCCGCUGGUGGGAUCAAUCAAUCAAGCACAGAGCUCUCCACUGAUAGAAAUGGCUGCGCUCAACGGCAAAUGGGUCAAGCUCGAACAGGAAGGCAAAGGGCCAGGCGCACGUAGCUCCCACGCCGUCGCCCUAGUCGGCGACAAGGCCUACGCGUUCGGCGGCGAGUUCGCACCACGCGUCCCCGUGGACAAUCAGAUCUACGCCUUCGAUCUCAAAACCCUCACCUGGUCGGCUCCCGAAACCACCGGCGACGUCCCCCCGCCGCGAGUCGGGGUCACGAUGGCCGCCGUCGGCAAGACGAUCUACGUCUUCGGCGGCAGGGACACCGAGCACAACGAGCUGAACGAGCUCUACGCCUUCGACACGGAAACCAGCCAGUGGACCUUGCUCUCGAGCGGAGACGCCGGGCCGGCCAACCGGAGCUACCACUCCACCGCGGCGGACGACCGCCACGUGUACGUCUUCGGCGGGUGCGGCGUCGACGGCCGGCUGAACGAUCUGUGGGGUUACGACGUGGUGGAGGGGAAGUGGGUCGGGUACCCGAGCCCGGGAGAGGGAUGCAAGGGGCGAGGCGGGCCUGGGCUCGUUGUGGCCCAAGGGAAGAUUUGGGUCGUGUAUGGGUUUGCAGGGAUGGAAGUGGACGACGUGCAUUGCUACGAUCCGGCCCAGAAGAAAUGGGCCCAUGUGGAUACCGCGGGGGAAAAGCCCACUGCGAGGAGUGUUUUCUCUACUCUUGGGAUUGGGAAGUACAUAGUGAUCUAUGGAGGGGAAGUUGAUCCCAGUGACUUGGGGCAUAUGGGCGCCGGGAUGUUCGCCGGAGAUGCUUAUGCAUUGGACACCGAGACGUUGUCGUGGAAGCGGCUGGAGGAUGGCGGCGGCGGUAGCGAGAGCCAUCCGGGUCCGCGGGGAUGGUGUGCUUUCGCCGGCGGGGAGAUGAACGGAGAGAAAGGUUUGUUGGUGUAUGGUGGGAAUUCGCCUAGCAAUGAUAGGCUUGGUGACAUGUACUUCUUCACUCCUUCCUCGGAGGUUAUUGGUGUGUAGUUUUUACUAGAAGUGUGGCUGUGAUUAUGAGUGUUUUGGAGCUUUGAAGGGGAGUUUGUGAAAAGGAGUGUGGAAUAAUGAAUAAAAAUCCCUUUUGUGGAGUGUUUGUGUAGGUGAAGAACAAUGUAACUGAAUUGUGUGAUGUUUAAUGUGUGGUGUAGUUCCUGUUGAAUCUGCUACUUCUUCGCUUCUGUCGAUUAUGAAUCAUGGCGCGAGUUGAGUUUGUGAGUGGUUACAUUUACGUAUCAAACAAGAUCGAAUUUGCUCCGAUAUAUAGAUGAUAAUGAGAUCAGGGUUGUUCGAGUCACAUAUAAACCUAGCAGGGGAAGGCACGUCAAGCAACAGGUCGAAUUCACGAGUUAUGAACCACUUCUCGUGGGUUGGGUUUUAGUCCAGGGUUAGCGGUUUCGGUUUUAGUCCAACGAUACAAUGUGAUCGUCGUGAGAGUUAUAAAUGUCAAACGCACACUAAGAUGGACAAUAGAUUAUUGCAAGAUAAUAUUUCGCUAAUAUUAUUUUGUGGUAAUGUCACUAAAAGAUUACUAAAUCGUGUCAUGCUUAGUCAUUAGAAAAUUUUAAUAUCAAUUUUGGUCACUCGAAUUACCGAAACAGGUCACAUUUAGUCACUCUUCCGUUAGCCUCGGUCCAACUCCAUUAGUCAAACUCCAUUAAUGGAGUUGGACGGGAACUAACGUGAGACUGACUAAAUGUGACAUGUUUCA
Linum trigynum is the source of this 1835-nucleotide messenger RNA. The record is from the annotation of a GenBank genome assembly. Lineage: Eukaryota; Viridiplantae; Streptophyta; Magnoliopsida; Malpighiales; Linaceae.